AUGGGGCGGGUCGCUGGCGCACUUGAGGCGGCCCGCCUCGUCGCUCCGAUGACACCUUGCGCGAUAGAAGAUGUGAUGUGGCCAGCACACGAAGCACAGAAGGGCGCUCGACACUCGCCCGUGGAGGCCGUCCUGAUCGAAGCCCCAACUCGAGCCAGCCUGCGCGCCUCCGCCGACGCCACACCCGUGGCUGUGCCGCUCCCUCCGUCGAUCGCGCCCGCGCCGCACGGAGACCGGGCCGGUCCACAGUUGGUUCGCGCCGCGAUGGCUGGCUACCGCCUCCCAGCGUCCUCUCCCCUCGACACACUCGUCCGCAAGACUUCCCAGCGGAGGCCGACGAACGAACCAGCCCGCGCUCAUGCACCCCCGCCGCGCCCGGCUCCACCCCCGCGCUCGCCGCUCAUCCGCUCCCGCUUCGACCAGGCGGUCGAGUGGGGGGAGCAGUAUGUGCGCAUGUGGGGCUCUCGCGUCUCCGCCGAGGUCCAGGAGAUCAUCGCGCACAUGCGAGAGCACCCGGAUCGGUAUGAGACCGCCACCAUCCCCCUCCUCCAAUCCACCAACGAGCACGCCCUCUUUUGGGAAAAGAUCGCCGCCGUACGUGCGCAUCCCGAGCAACUGUCAACCACCACCGACGGCUCGCCCUACGCCGUCUCAGAAUACGAGAAAUGGCUCUACUAUCACGGAAACCGCAACACGCUCGUCUACCGCUCCGACCUGCAUAGCAAUCCCUUCCCCAGCCCUUCGCCCGGUGCGCGGCCCCCCCAGAGACGCCUCGACCACUUUAGCAGGAGGAUGCACCCGGCGUUGCACGGUGCGUGGAAUGCCCCGGCGCGAGUGCACAAUCAGGUCUGCGACGCCCUCAGAGCCCGGGGCAUCACGUUUUACGACGCGUGCCUCUAUCGCGUUCGCGAGGGCGACGAGGACGAGGACGUGUGGCCAGCGCCGGAGGGUCGGCCGAUCGUAUGGGUCCUCGUGCCCCCGGGGGCUGUUACGGCGGAGGUGGCGCACGAGGUGAGCGAGGAGAUCUUCGCGCUCUUGGAGAAGCAAGGGAUCGCGCGGGGUGAUCUGGAGGCCGAGUGGGCGGAGGGGCAUGUGCGGAUCUGGGGUCCCGGCGAGAACUAUGUGGAGCUACAGAAAAAUUUCUCGUUCUAG
Molecule: messenger RNA, 1152 nt
Organism: Schizophyllum commune H4-8
Lineage: Eukaryota; Fungi; Basidiomycota; Agaricomycetes; Agaricales; Schizophyllaceae
Exons: 3
Coding region: 1-1152 (383 amino acids)
Source: RefSeq, a predicted model, not a curated record